Molecule: messenger RNA, 8517 nt
Organism: Carcharodon carcharias (great white shark)
Lineage: Eukaryota; Metazoa; Chordata; Chondrichthyes; Lamniformes; Lamnidae
Product: dedicator of cytokinesis protein 7-like
Exons: 46
Coding region: 436-6354 (1972 amino acids)
Biological process (GO): positive regulation of GTPase activity; positive regulation of establishment of T cell polarity; positive regulation of T cell migration
Cellular component (GO): cell leading edge
Molecular function (GO): guanyl-nucleotide exchange factor activity
Source: RefSeq, a predicted model, not a curated record
GUUAUGAUGUCGAAUGUCCAGGUGAUGAGAUUGGGAGAUACUUGUAUUAACCACUCUCUAGGUGCAGUAUUUAGAUUGUGGGCAGGUAUGUGAGCAAUGGGAAAUUAAAGGAAUCUGGUUCUGCGUGUUUCAGGCUGGUUGGACUUGUUUUGGCGAUGAUUCCCCCACCUGGCUCCCCGCAGAGUGAGGUCCUCUGAAUCUGAUUGAGACAUUAGAGGCUCCCCUAAACCCCCGCCCCAUGACUCUCCCACUGGUGGCUGCUGCCCUGGCACUGGUACCGAGCCCUCUCUCCCCACUAGUCACGCCUCUCCCUCUAGUGGCUCCUCCUUCCCCUCACUCUCUGGUUUGAGGGGUUGACUCUUGGUGUGUCAGACCGGUGAAGCAGCUGCGACCGCUCCCGGAAAAACUACGAAGGAUCCGGUAUACCCUAGGACCAUGGCUUCAUUCACCUUCGGGGGCAGACACCAGUACCUGCAGCUGGUGAGCAGUGAAGAGGUCACUGGUGAAUUAAAGCUGCUCGUACCGCACUACAAAAGGAGUCCACUGAUGGACGUGCAACAGCCCAGCCCCUCCACAGCACCAUCACAUGACAUUCCGCUCAGGUUUGACCCUGUGGAGCCCUUUGAUUUUGAGGCACAUGUAACCAAUCAGAUGGUGAAUCCUGAGCUGGAAUCACUGCAGGAUCUGGUGGAUUUCCCUAAGAAUGAUGUUGAGGUCAUGUUAUCUUCUAGAGAGUACCGGACUGUUAACCCCGCUGUCCCAGACGAUUGGAACAACUUGACCCCGCAGGUGAGGUCAUGUGUUGAGACUUACACCAAGAAGUGGCUGACAGUCACCAGGAGGUAUCCGAAGUGCAGCAAAAGGAGUCGGAGGAAAGGACUGAACCUUCCUCAUCAGAUCUUUGAAUGCGAUGAAAGCUUCAAUAUGGAAAAGCAAAGUUUUCAGAGCUCUUUUGCAGCCCAGGCAGAUGAGCUACAGACUGAGGUUCCAGAGCUCUUCAUUCAAAGGCUGCUGCAGCCCACUGAGCUGGAGGAGGUUGACCGGAGGAAUGAAAUAAAGCGUAAAUCUGGCAGGCUGGUGGAUCUGUUUGCACUCUACCCCCCCUCUGAUGAGGAAGAAGCUUUACACCAUCGAGUCAUUCCACAGUCACCAUGUGAACAAUUUGGGCAGAGAUUGCAAAUUAAUUUCCUGGAGUUCAAGUUUGAAAUUGAAAUUGAGCCACUCUUUUUGAUUUUGGCCUUGUACGAUUUAAAGGAGAGGAAAAAGAUUUCAGAAAAUUUCUACUUGGAUCUCAACUCUGAAGAAUUUCGAGAUGUUCCUCAGGCACAGCCACGGCUCCUCUGCUAUUUCAGAAAGGCCAUCUUCUCAAUCACCCAGCCCUCUUCUGAAAUCUACCUGGUCAUUAAGGUGGAGAAGAUGCUGCAGCAGGGCAGUAUCGCUGACUGUGCUGAUCCAUACAUGACCAUUAAAGAGAGUGAGACAGCCAAGACUAAAGAAAAGAUCGGAAAGCUUCGGUUCCAAGCAGCUUCCUUCUGCCAACGUCUGAGUUUGUAUCGGAUGCCGUUCGCCUGGGCUGCAGUUGACCUGAUGAGUCUCAUUUCCAACUGUGGUUCUCAGAGUUCACUGGACAGAGAGAGCAUCAUUGGAGUAGGCAGUGGGAAUGAGUUGCACUCACGAUCACUGGACAACAAGUAUAACAUCCUCCCAUUUGGAUCCGUACAACACAACCUCAACAUGUUCAAUAAACAGGAGGAAGAUAAACUCAGUGACGAAGACCUGAUGAAGUUCAUCACAGAUGAGAAAAAGCCAUCACCUUUACUGAGGCGGCUGCGCAAGAUUCCAGGUGUUUUCCGAUUUGAAGUGACCCCUGUUAAAGACACUCCGUCCUUUUGUUUCACCCCGGACUUUUUGGAAUUAAAGUCAUCAAAUAAUGAGAAUUCGGAGCUGGCUUUGGAAGUUUUAGAAUUCCCUCUACCAGGGGUUUCCACUCCAUACACAAUGUACAGAAAUCUCCUCUAUGUUUACCCUCAAUUCCUGAAUUUCACAAACCGACAGGGAUCAGCGCGGAACAUCACUGUGAAAAUCCAGUUCAUGGGCAGUGACAAUACCAGCGGUGCCCUGCCGGUCAUUUUUGGAAAAUCUGGACAUCCUGAAUAUGUGAAUGAAUCAUAUACACCCGUGGCCUAUCACAGCAGGUCUCCUUUUUUCUAUGAGGAAGUGAAGAUUAAGCUGCCAUCUGGCCUCACAGAAGACCAUCACCUGCUUUUCACCUUUUACCACAUUAACUGCCAGCCCAAGCAGUGCCAGGACAGCCCUGAAGUUCUGCUGGGUUACAGUUGGUUGUCAAUCUUGGAUAAUGGACAGCUGCGCUGUGGAACCUUUGAGCUACCUGUUUGUUUGGAUAAACUUCCCAUUCUUUAUUCAGCAGCCUCUACCUCGCUGGCUGGGCUGAAGCGGUUGGAUCAUCGGAAAGCAGUCUUUAAACUGGAGCUGCGCCCAGUUUCGACAGUGCAUAUCCAGGACAGGAACCUGGAGCGAUUCUUCUCAUUGUGUGAAGCUGUGGGUGAACACCACUCUUUGGCCCAUCAGACUGAGGCACUGAGCCAGGCUGUCUCCAUGCUCAAGUUGGUUCAGUUAGAGGAGCUGGUCCAAUUCCUGAAUGUGGUGUUAGACAAGCUGCUGCCACUGUUGCUCUUGAGCUCCAGGAUGGGAGCAGAAGGAGCUCUUGUCAGCAAGGAAAUUUUUGAAGCGCUGAUAAUAAUUGUGGAUCGGCUACAUAAUAGUGAGGAGAUGAAGAAAGACUCGUUGGGCCGAAGCCAUUAUCUAGCUUCGUAUGUUCACUACGUGUUCAGUAUGCCAGUUCUCCAUGAGACCAGAGCCACAGAGUUUGAGAAAUAUGCUACACUCAAGCCAGAUGCUGUCGCUGCAUUACAUAGGAUACGACUGCGCAGCACCAGUGACCCUGCGAUCCAAUCAUCAAAAUCCGCAGAGCCAAAAGACGGAGGAGGCAGUCCAAAACAAUUGAAGCUAUUCCAUGAAGAGUUGGCCUAUUGCGUUGUGUUCACCAACGGACGAAUGAGAGAUCAAGUAUACAGGCAUUUGUGGUUCUUCCUUGAACUCUUGAUUAAAAGCAUGAGCCAGUACCUCUCUGACACGGACCACUGGAAUUCUCCUCCCAACCUGCGGUUCUCAGAAAGUUUCUCCAGCAUCAUCCGUACAAUAGUCAACACUGGUACAGAGUUUGUGAAACAUCAGGAUGCUGAGAUCACAGAAAUGACAAACCUGAGCCUGGGGUUCUUCCUGAAUGACCUGCUCUCCCUCAUGGACCGAGGCUUUGUUCUUCGUCUGAUUUGUCAUCACCACAAAAAGCUUUUAGACAAAGCUGUGGCCCAACCCCAUCUCCACGACAGACGCAUUGACUUCUUGAGAACCGUGUGCAGCCACGAGCACUUUGUGACUCUGAACCUCCCACUCACAUCAAACUUCAAGACACAGGAAGACAACAGACACGUGAAGGAUGCCACUAUUCCGGACUCUCCUGUGGAAUUUUUCAGGCUUUCCAGGAAAUUCCGCCAACAGCAUUUCCUGGUCAGGCUGCUCCUAGAGGAAAUAGCUGACGUCAUGAAACCUGAUUCAGGCAGAUUGAUCAGAAGAGAAGCAGUGAGCUUACUUCACAGCCUCCUGGCUUCACAUGAUAGAGACCUGAGGCUGUGGAACCCUAAGGUGAAGGUGAAAGUGGCAGCGUUGUACCUGCCACUUCUGGGCAUCGUUCUGAAUGCCCUCCCCCAACUGCAGCACCUCUCAGAUUCUGACAGCUCACGGAGUAAAUUGAAUGGACACUGUUUGACUCCCAGGAAUGUCGCCAGCCUCAUAUUCACAUCGCCAGGUGCAUUGACACCACCCAGUGCUGCAGCGAAUAGAUACUCGACUCCCAUCACAGGGUUCUUCAAUCCAAGUUCUGCCAUGUCAGCAGAAGUGACCCAGACGCUCUUGUACUGCUUCCUGUGGGUUCUGAAGAAUGCUGAUGAAACAACCAUUAAAGGAUGGAUGCUGAGACUUCCAACCCAGCGUGUACUCAGUUUCCUGGGGCUCCUUGACCUCUGUGUGUCCAACUUUGAGUACGAGGGCCAGCCAUCCACAGAGCAGAUCAGUAGCCAUGUUUUCAGGAAGUCGAGGGACAUGAAGGUGAGGCUGGAGGAAACCAUCUUCGGAACCACAGGAGCCCGAAAGGAAAUGAUGAAACGCCGGGAAUAUCCAGGAAUUGACAGGUUGUUCCCUAGGGUGAGUGUGGGCCUACAGGAGAAAUUACGUUGGCGGAAGGACCUGACACAGUGGCGUCAGGCUGUUGAUAAAGACAAGUUGAAGAUGGAGCUUCAACAAGAAUCGUUGAUCAGCGGGAACUUGACCAUGGAGGCUAACCUGAUUGUGCUGGACACCCUGGAGCUGGUGAUACAGCAGUGCAACUUGAUGCUCGAGUUUAAGCCUGUGGUCGCAGGGGUCCUGAAGGUCCUGAUUCACAGCCUGUGCUGCAACCAGAGCACCCUAUACCUGCAGAACUGCUUCAACACACAGAGAGCCGUCAUUGCCAAGUUUCCGGACGUGCUGUUUGAUGAAGACUCGGAGCACUGCACGGACCUGUGCUUGCUAUUGCUACAGAGAUGUAUGAGUUGUUUUGAGAGCACACGGGUCCAGGCCUCAGCUUCCCUCUAUCUGCUCAUGAGGCAGAGCUACAAAGUGCAUUUUUCGAGAAUGAAAAUGUACAUCACCCUAUCUCUGGCAUCUUUAGCGGAGAAAAUAUCGAACCAGGAUGAGCACUGUCUUCAGAAAUCCCUUGGGAUAAUCCUAACUUACCUGGAGACAGAUAGAGCCAUGCAGGGUACAGGCUUUGCUACACAGGUGGAAGAGCUUUUAGUGAAUCUGAAAGCAGUAUCAUGUGACACAGUGAAGCUGCACGAGUUCUUGAAAGAUGUGGACAUGCAAAUUGACCUGAUGUACAGAAUUGCAAAAGGUUUACAGAAUUACUUGGACCUUCGCCUGAUGUGGCUGCGGAACAUCGCGUUGAAGCAGGUUGAAAGGAAACGGUUUGCCGAGGCAGCACACUGCUUGGUGCACAGCGCUGCCCUGGUGGCAGAAUACUUGAACCGUGUCGAAGGAUCCGUCCAUCUGCCCAUGGGCAGCGUGAGUUUCCAGAAAGUCUCCAUCAAUGUCUUGGAGGAAUCCUUGGUGUGUGAUGAAGUCUUUUCCAUGGAGAGGGAGGGCAUAUGCACUGGAAACUCCUUCAGUGAAGAGGGUCUCCUGGAGUUACUGGAUGAUGUGGUCGAGUUCUUCAACAGAGCAGAAUAUUAUGAGGCGGUUUAUGAAAUUUACAAGAUCAUAAUUCCAAUUGCUGAAUUUCAUCAGAAUAUUAAGAAAUUAUCUGUUAUUCAUGGAAACCUGAAGGAAACAUUUGAUCUGAUCCUGAGUAAGGAUAAUAAGAGAAUGUUUGGAACAUUUUUCCGUGUGGGAUUCUAUGGGUCGCUGUUCGGAGAAUUGGAUGAGCAGGAGUAUGUGUACAAGGAGCCGGGUAUCACUAAGCUAGUGGAAAUCUCCACCAGGUUACAGGAAUUUUACACAAUGCAGUUUGGAAAAAAUCAAGUGGAGGUUAUCAAAGAUUCAUCACCAGUUAAGAAAGAAAGUCUGGAUCCCAGCAAGGCCUACCUACAGAUAACUUACGUUGAGCCUUACUUUGAAGAAUAUGAACUGAAAAACCGAGUUGGCUAUUAUGAGAGGAAUUCUAACUUGCGGCGGUUCAUCUACAGCACACCAUAUACACUGAAUGGCCGGGCACAUGGAGAGCUCAGCCAGCAGUAUAAACGUAAAACCAUUCUGACAACCCUGCAUGCUUUCCCUUACAUCAAGACGAGGAUCAGUAUCAUAGAGAGGCAGGAGAUUAACCUGAGACCGAUUGAAGCUGUGAUUGAGGACUUGCAAAAGAAGACACAUGAGCUGGCACAAGCAACAAGUGAAAACCCACCCAACAUGAAGAUGCUGCAGAUGGUGCUGCAGGGUUCUGUGGGCACCACCGUCAAUCAGGGUCCUCUAGAGGUAGCUCAAGUAUUUUUGUCUGAAAUUCCUGAUGAUCCAAAACUUUUCCGACACCACAACAAACUCCGAAUCUGCUUCAAGGACUUUCUGAAAAGGUGUGAAGAUGCCUUGAAGAAAAACAAAAGCCUGAUCACGUCUGAGCAGCUUGAGUAUCAGCGCGAACUCGAGCGGAACUAUGAAGCUCUUGAGCACAACCUGCAACCAUUUAUUAAGCGCAGGAUCCCACAACUUUAUGUCACAACCUGCUUGCAGUCACCUCAGGUGGUGUGAUAUAUACUUUGAAAAGCAUUCCAAGGACCCUAUCACUGAAUGGAGUGACACUCCUGUUAGAAUGAUAUUACUGUUUAGAUAACUAUUCACAAACUACCUGUGAUGUAAGAAUGGAAAACGAAUGUAUACAUCUGGUUCAGUCAAAAGUCACUUCACUGCACUCGAUACCUGAACCUUGACAUUUACAUUUUGUUAAAAUAUUUGGAAGGAUUUAGUUUUGCUCCCUGAUGUUCUUUGCUAUUUAUGUCUCUCCCUGGGCUGCAUGCUUCUCAGCUCAGUUACACGCUAAAACAACAAUUUGAAUUCUUCAAAUCAAAGUUGCUUUUGGCAGCUGAUCUCCACAUCGCAUCUUCUCUUUCAGCCCUCCAGAAACACCAUUUAUCUGCUGAUAACUGAUUGCUUAAACCCUAUUAAAUGGACUUACUAGUCCAGACACACGCGGACCAUGCAGUAUUAGAGAUGCACUGCAUUUAUUGUAGGUUGUGGUAAUAUUUGUGUCUGGGCAUAUUGUUAACUGACCAAGGAAACUGUGUGUUUGCUCUGCCCCCUAUAGGCCCUGCUUGAUGUAACAAGUUAAAUUCCAAUGCUUCCUUGGGGCGAAAACUGCUCUAACAGGCUUUUGAAUGGCAUUUGCCAUCAAUUAGACUUGUCCCUGGGUAUGGCUGGUUAUGUUACUGGACUAGUAAUCCAGAGAUUACUGCACUGUUGAUCUUCAGGCAUGCGUUCAAAUCCUAGCAGUUGGGAAUUUAAACUCAAUCAGUUUAAUAAAUGUUGGAUCAAAAAGCAAGUAUGGACCAUGAAACUGCUGGCUUGUCAUAAAAACCCACCUGCUUCACCAAUGCCCUUUGGGGAAGAAAAUCUCCCUCCUUUACCUGUCUGGCCUAUGUGUGACCCCAGAUGCACAAGCAAUGUGGUUGAUUCUUAACUGCUUCAUGUCAAUGAUAACCAUUACAGGGAGAGGAUAACAUUGAGAGAGCAUUAUUGUGCAGAUACAAAUUUAAUAGGACUCUGAAAUGGCACAGUAAGCCACUCAGUUAUACCAAGUCAAAAGUAUACUAAGGAUAAAACCAGACAGACAAUCCAGCAUCAACCUAGGUUCCAAAUUUGGACGUGAUAAAGGCAGUUCAGCUCACCUUGCAGAGUUCCCCUAACACCUGGGGAUUUGUGCCAAGAUUGAGGAAGCUGCCCCACUGUCUAUCAAGCAACAGCCUGGCAUAGUCAUACCAAAUCAUACCUUUCAGUCAACACCCAAGACGUCACCAUCCCUGCCCCACUGGCAGCACAGAGCCACUAGAAGUGAUGGCACAGUGGUGUACAGUCAGGAACAUGUGGGCCUCUGAGUUCUCAAUAUUGACACUGGACCCCGUGACGUCUCAUGGCAUCAGGUCAAACACAGGCCAGGAAACCUCCUACCAUUACUUUCCUCCCUCCCUCGGUGAUCCUCCAUGUUGAACACCACUUAGAAAAGGCACUGAAGGUGGGGAACUUUAAGAGUGGGUUGGUAGCAACACUAUUGACCAAGCUGGCCAAGUUCUGGAGGUCUUUGCUACCAGUUAGGGCCUAUGGCAGGGGUGAGAGAACCAACAUGAUGGAAAAUCCUACCUGAACACUUCCUCAUCAAUCUACCUGUCAAUAGAGUGUUUAGUAGGAAAGAUCAUCGCACAGAUCUUGUGAAGUCCAUCCAUCAUGUUUCGCAUUAUCACCUUGCCAAAUGGGAUAGAAAGAAAGACUUCAAUUUAUGUAGCACUUUUCAAAAUCAUUGGACAUCUCAAAGUGCUUCACAGCCAAUAAAGUACUUUUUAAAAAAAAUUGUAGUUACUGUUAUAAUGUAGGAAACAUGGCAGCUAAUAUACACUUCGCAAACUCCCUCAAACAACAAAAAGCAGGACAAAUCCAAUCUGACCAAAUACUGCUCCAUUACUCUACUCUCAAUCAUCAGCAAAGUGAUGGAAUGUAUCCUUGACAGUCCUAUCAAGCAGUACUUAGCAAUCACCUGUUCAUUGAUGCUCAGUUUGGGUUCCGCAAGGACCAGACUUCGUUGCAGCCUUGUCCAAACAUGGACAAAAGAGCUUAUUUCAGAAGUGAGAAUGGCUGCUCUUGACAUCAAGGCAGAAUUUGACCGAGUGUGGCAUCAGGAAGCCCUGGUAAAAUUGAAGUCAAUGG